UGCGAGGGAGCAAAAGCCACUGGCAGGUAAAGUGGCAAGAACCAGAAGAUGAAACCGGUCGUCUGCCUGGACGCCAGAACAUCCCCAAAUAUGCUAGUUAAAGAUUACAGACUGAGCAGCCCUUGCUAUUGGAGAUCGGGACGACCGUCUCCACAUGCUGCUGCCACCUCCCAGGACCUGGCACCAGAGGGGCCUCCCAGGUCGUCACGGUACAGACAGGCAGCGCCUCCUCCUAACCCAGAGCCAGGUGGAGCUGAGCGGGUACUACGAAGCCGAGAACAGCACCCCUUCUUUGGAGGGCUACUUUUGCUUCAACCCAGCCUCAUCCGUGGUGGGUGACCAGAGCGACCCCUUCAGAAAGGUCUUCAUGCCCCUCAUCUACCUGCUGAUGUUCGUGUUGGGGACUGUGGGCAAUGCCCUGGUCCUGGUCAUUUUAGAGAGGUUCAAGCGGUCUCGCACUACCACGGAAAACUUCCUCUUCCACCUCACCCUGGCCAACCUGGCACUGUUGCUCACCUUCCCCUUCAGCGUGGUGGAGAGCUUGGCUGGGUGGGUAUUUGGGAAGUUCCUCUGCAAGAUCCUCAGUGCCGUCCACAAGAUCAAUUUCUACUGCAGUAGCAUGCUGCUGGGGUGCAUCGCGGUGGACCGCUACCUGGCCAUCGUCUACGCAAUCCACACCUACCGCAAACGCAGAGCUCGCUCCAUUCACCUCACCUGCACGGCCCUCUGGCUCUGCUCGCUGCUUUUGACCUUACCCGAUCUCAUCUUCAUGGAAGUCUGGACAGACGACAGCAACCGCAGCAUUUGCUAUUUUCCAGAGGUUGGGAUCGACGGCAACAACGUCUGGCUGGCGACCCGCUUCCUCUACCACACCGUGGGCUUCUUUGUGCCCCUGCUGGUCAUGUGUUACUGCUACACGGCCAUCGUCCGGGCUCUGUGUCAGUCCCAGCGCCUGCAGAGGCAAAAAGCUGUGCGCGUGGCCAUCCUGGUCACAGGCGUCUUCCUGCUCUGCUGGAGCCCGUACCACAUCGUCAUCUUCCUGAACACACUUACCAAGCUAGAAGCCUUCACCAAAAACUGCCUCCUGGAAGACCAGCUGGACACGGCCAUCAUGGUGACCGAGGCCAUCGGCUUCACGCACUGCUGCCUCAACCCCAUCCUCUACGCCUUCAUCGGAGUCAAGUUCCGUAACGACUUCUUCCGGAUCCUGCAGGAGCUCGGCUGCAUAAGCCAGGAGACCCUGCAGGAGAUCCUGGAGGUGACGAGGAAGGGCAGCGGGAUUGAGUCUGACAACACCACCUCCAUCUCCACUUUCUAGCUGGGAAAGGCUGCCUGCAGGGCAGAACCGGCCUGGGGCUUGCCUUCCCGGGGCCACACGUGCUGUGGCCUCACUCCCAAGUUUCACGAGCGUCCCCACCGCUUUCUUAACUCCUCAGGAAGCUGAGGUCCGAUAGCCACCAAACACCCAAAUCCCACCAGAUACCUCCCCUGGCUCCUUCUGGCUCUCAUACCUGUAGAAAUCCGCCCGGCAGCUGUUGGCAAAGGCUGGCUGUCCGAUGGUCGCUCUGGCAGGGCUAGAUAAACCCGAGCGGGUCGAACGCGACAUUUCCACCUCUCCCUCGAAAACUGACUGCGGGCGUCCUGUGCACGGAGCCAGGCACGAGACUGGGGUGCCGGGGGCACGGGAAAAAAGCGCAGCCAAGUAAACGCGGAGUCGCGUCAGUGAGCGAGGACUGAGGACAAAAGCUAAGCAGGUCUCCAUUUCACCAGCUCGGGUCCGUAGAGACGUGCCUGAAGGAAGCAGCAGGACUCGAUGGCCACGGCGGCUGGAACAAGAGAUGCAGGUAGGACCGGUGAGGUGCGGAGCUCGCUCCGAUAGCACGGGCACAUGGUGCUGGACGGUCUCUGGCUGCAAUAUUGCUCCUCCUGCUGCGUGACAGCCCCCCGGCCAGCCACGGCACGUUGAUUUUCCCAACUUGGCUUGUGCCAGGAGGUCCUGCCACGGCCUCAAAGAUUCGACUGUCGCAGAUUCCUUUCCUGACAUCAACUGCAUCCUUUCCCGCUCACUCGAUCUGUUUCGCCGCUGUUAAGAGCUCCAGUGAGUGACUGCAGAACUGAAUGCCUGACUCUGCAAAAGCUUUCCUUUAAGGAAGAAAGCUGUCUGGAGAGACGGCUUCUGUCUUGUGACUGAGCACAGGGGAGAUGGACCACACAGCUUCGCGAGGCUGGAAGUAUAACUUCCCCCCCCCCCCCCCGCAGCUAGUUGUAUGGCACUUUGUGGGUUCUGAAAGCAAGGAGACCCCAUGCCCCAGAGCAAGGAAAAGAGCUCGUUUGCGUAAUUUCUGUUUGGUUUUAGCGGGCUGAGAGGGAACAUAGCGUUUUGCUUUGCCCCGUGUUUUCUGAUAUUUUUGCUCCACCUACACCUACGGGGCUUUCAGAGGUUUCGUGCGUUCGGGUUUACACAGAACAAACCUGAGCCCCGAUCUUGCCCUGAACCACCAGUAGUCAACAACUGCUCAGAUCAGGGCUGCUUGAUAACAAUUUGGUCCAAAAUGAGAGCGGCAGCUUUCACCGUCAUCAACGAUCGCACCGCAAGCUGGCGUGCGGGGCAGCCCUAACAGGCUCGCGCAGCCUGCUGCUUCCUAGCAGGUCUUGUCACAGUAUAACAUCGCAGCGCGUACGCAGCGUUGCUCCAUUACGUUUCUCUUGCCAGCUAAGCAGCGCUGCGGCCUGAACUUUAUGAGAGCCGUACGUGCCGACCGUCACGCGAGCACGACCCUAAUCACGAGCGCGCUUUAAAAUCCGCUCUACCAUUCACCUCGCUUUUUUAAGCAAAGUCGGAACGAUGUCAGUUCUGCUGCUGCAGCAGGAACUUUGUGCUAAACUCACUUCUGAAGUUCAACCCGCUGACAAAGGGCUCGGUUGCAACCGUACCCAAGGGCCCCGCUAAAAAGACCAGUCAUUAUGGAAGAGGUCCCAUUACAUCAGUCCAGCUCAGGCAGAGAUCUCAAUAGCUCGUUCUCAAACUGCGACUCGAGGAGAAAACUCCCCAAGCAUAAGGCUUUUAUACAAAGACCAGUACACCAUUUCCUGCAGCGCUGCAUCUUCAAAGCCGAAAGCUGCAGGUAAUGGCGACCGUGGUUGUCCAAGCACGUACGCGUAGCAGAGGAAGAGCAGCUCUCCGAAGCCUACCCUUGCUAUCUCCACGGUUGUACCGAUGAGCAAACCCGUUGCAGACGCAUUGUAAACACCUCGCCAGCCCCGGUUCUGAUGGGAACCUACACAAAAGUGUUACUGAAGAAAUGAACAGUCAGAGCGUGAAAUUCUUACAGUGUUCCUAAGGUAGAAAGAAAACCGGCAGGCAAAAUAAGGGUGAACAGAUCACGCAUCUAUUGUUACUAUAGUUUUUAGUACUGGUAUGUUGGUAAACUUUUAGAAAGUUUUGACGUGAGCUGUAAUAAACAGUUAAAUAAAAUACCGUUUUCCCACGUAUACUGCU
Messenger RNA from Grus americana (Whooping crane), 3499 nucleotides. It is a transcript of the gene CXCR5, whose product is annotated as C-X-C motif chemokine receptor 5. The coding region runs from base 155 to 1318 and encodes 387 amino acids. NCBI's taxonomy places the organism in Eukaryota, Metazoa, Chordata, Aves, Gruiformes, Gruidae. The record is from RefSeq and is a predicted model, not a curated record. Gene Ontology annotation, biological process: G protein-coupled receptor signaling pathway; chemotaxis; lymph node development. Gene Ontology annotation, cellular component: membrane. Gene Ontology annotation, molecular function: C-X-C chemokine receptor activity. The transcript has 2 exons.